GCAGUGAAAAUAAUUAUUCUUCCCCUGCCGCCUGCCUCGCCGUCUCUUCUCCUCGCCGCCGGCGUUCUCUGUUUUUCCUCUGUCCUCUCAUUAUCACCCUUUGUUUCUCUCACAGAGCAAAAUUAAGCUGAAAGGAAAUCAUGAAGCUUGGAUUUCCGGCUACAAGCUAGGGGUACUUCCUGUGCUGAUUAAUCUCGGCACCUUGAUCGCCGUUAGGGAAAUCAGCUUCUGCUUUUGUUUGGAAGAUGGAAGUUCAAGAAGAAAGGCAAAGCUUUGAUGAUGGAGAUGAAGACCCAAAAGAGGAACAACCAGAAGUAGUAGAAGAACUGCAGCAGAAGCUACAAGAAGUAGAAUUGGGAGGUAGGGAUGCGAAAGUUUUGCGAUUUCUUGAUUCAGUGGAUGAUUACCUCACCCUCAUAGAAUCUUUAUCUUCAACGCUUCGCCAGGGGUGGCUGGAACUAGCAAGUGCUCGACAUUCAAUGGGUGCUUCUCGCAUCAGCACUGUUUUGUUGGACCUAAAAGUUCACUCUGCUGCUACAUCACUGCAUGUAGAUUAUGGUGAGAAAGGUGACUCUGUGGAGGGGCGACCACACUUUACCCUAUGUAAAUGGGUGUCCUCUAAGAACAGAAAAUGCUCUCCUGAAGAUGAAAAUCAUAGAGAGAACAAAUUGCAUCCACAGCUACGAUAUAGGGGCAACUUGCAGCUUCAUGAAGAGGAAACCUUGCCUCAAGACAGAGCUACGCAUAAGGUUGAUGAUCAAGUUGAGAAGGAGCGGAAAAAAUCAUUGUCGGUGUUUGGAGCUCUAGUUUCCCCUAAGCUUCGAGCUGCCCAACUAACUUUUGAAGGAGCUUUAGAGACACUUGUAGAAAUAGCAAACAUGCGUGCAGCAAUGCUAUCUGCUUUUGAUCAAGUCCAAAAAGAAUUGGGAGGCACCCAGGGAUGAGAGACAGUGUAUUCAGGUAUAUAUCGUCCUGGUCCUACCAUAACUGUUUCCUAUAUCUUAAAUUGGAUUAGAAGUGGAAGAACCAUCUUCCUUUAUCAGAAAAAUCACCCAUAUAAUUUUGGACCAUGUUUUCAACUCACAAUAGGCAGCAUAAAUUCCUGAGGGUUGGGGAUCAAAAAUUCUUUUGAUAAAAAAUUCAAUGAAUGUGAGGGACUGCAGAUUUUAUGUUGCAGCAGAAGGCAGCGGAAGAUCCUCUAUUCAGUGUGGAAUUUUUUUCAAUGAGGCUAGUUCCCGGCAGCUUAGUUUUUGUAUUUGUGUAAACCCCGGAAGAUACUUUAUUCCAUACUUUAUUCAGUGUGGAAUCUUCUACUGUUUAGAUAUGUUUAUUAAGCACAUUAGCCCAGAAAGUGAAGAAAAAUGGUUUAAAACUAAUUGAUCUUGUUGUAUUAAUUUCUUUAUUUCAUAUAUGAAUGUGAAUUGGCUGUACUCAUGCUAUUUUUGCCU
This is a messenger RNA of Rubroshorea leprosula, 1448 nucleotides long. Lineage: Eukaryota; Viridiplantae; Streptophyta; Magnoliopsida; Malvales; Dipterocarpaceae. The record is from the annotation of a GenBank genome assembly.